GGUAACCGUAACUCAGGUCGCUGUCUUGUUACUGGGCCAGGAUCUUGAACAACAAUGCGUACAAGUCUCUGUGAAGGUUCAGCAAUGUAAAUUGCAAAAAGCACCCAUAACAAUUGAAUUUAAAGCCUGAUUCCGUGUGGCAGCUCUUUAUCUCUUGGCGUUUCCAACUCCUGUUAACCAGGGAUUCCAGGCACACCACAUAAUGGCGUUCACAGCUGGUCCGCCACUUGAAGUGCCCAUCUUUGGCGCAGACACUGGUGCCCUUGCGGCCUCAUUCGGCACCAGCCGCCUAGAGCUGAACCGUGCUGAGUCGUAUGCCCAGGGCGGCAUAACCCCGACACUCAACGAGCUCACCACCCUCCUGUCCUCCCUCAGCCAUGACAAUCGGCCAACAGUCCGAAUCAUGAUCCGCCCCCGCGGGCCUCCCUCUUCCCCCCGGCCCGAAUCAAAUCCUGGACGAAAACAAGACCUAGCAGAAGACCAGGAUUUCAUCUACACCCCAGAAGAAUUUAGCGCCAUGAUCGGGUCUAUCAAGCAGUUCAUCUCCUCCGGCUUGCUAGACCCUUCCAAAGGAGACGGCUUCGUGUUCGGUAUCCUGAAGAGAACGGCUUCCGAUGGUGCGUUAGAGCUAGAUCAGGAGAGGAACACCGAGCUGGUUACCGUGGUGAAAAAAGCGGGGUUCAAGGCGGUUUUGCAUCGCGCCGUUGAUGCCCUGUUUUCUCAGUGCGGAUCUGAAGCUGGUUCUGCGGCGGAUGCAGUAGGACGGGUAAUGGAGGCGGUGCGAGAGUGCGGGUUUGACGUGAUGCUUACUUCUGGUGGGCUGGGCUCGGCGGCUGGGAAUGUGGUGAGGUUGAGGGAGGUGGUUGCUGCUGCUGAGAGGGAAGGGGUGGAGGUUAUUGUUGGCGGAGGGGUGAGGAGCGGGAAACUGAGAGGAUUGUUUGGGGGCUUGGGGUUGGACUUGGGGGAAAGGAAUGUUGGAGCGGUCUGGUUCCAUUCGUCUUGCUUGAGAAUUAGCGUGGAGGGACAGGAGACGUUUGAUCAGGGAGAGGCGAGCGGACUCGCGCAUGAGUUGAGGGGAUUAUGCAUGGAAAGUAAGGAAAAACAGACCCAGGGCAGCUAAGCUUUCGGGUGCACAAUCGUAGGUGGAAAGCAAUCAAAUGGUGGUGAUUCAGUGCCAUAAGGUUGUGAAUCGAUGGGUUGGGGAAAGAAUGAAGGUUGUUGCGAGGAUGAAUGAGG
Chaetomium strumarium is the source of this 1236-nucleotide messenger RNA. Its product is annotated as copper homeostasis CutC domain-containing protein. The transcript is spliced from 2 exons. The record is from RefSeq and is a predicted model, not a curated record. Lineage: Eukaryota; Fungi; Ascomycota; Sordariomycetes; Sordariales; Chaetomiaceae. Gene Ontology annotation, molecular function: copper ion binding. Bases 203 to 1120 code for a protein of 305 amino acids.